Molecule: messenger RNA, 900 nt
Organism: Ogataea haglerorum
Lineage: Eukaryota; Fungi; Ascomycota; Pichiomycetes; Pichiales; Pichiaceae
Exons: 1
Coding region: 1-900 (299 amino acids)
Biological process (GO): ubiquinone biosynthetic process
Cellular component (GO): mitochondrion; mitochondrial inner membrane
Source: RefSeq, a predicted model, not a curated record
AUGCCACUAGUUAAAGCCCAGGGAGCGCCUUCGCGCAAGUUCUUCACACUGGCGUUCACGGUCGCGUCUCAGCUUUACAAGAGCGCGUCUCUAGCGGAUCAACUGGAGCGCGGCGAGAUCCAUCGAGGUCCAAACCAUGAUGAAUUACUGGCCAGGAAGAAGGGCCCACUGUUUGUCAGGCCAGAGCCCAAUUACCCACGGCAUGUGCCGUUGUACGGCUUUGAGAAAGCGCUGCUAUUUGCUGGAUCUGCGAUUGGCGCCUUUUUGCAUCCCGAGAGAAACGAAUUCAUCGUUGCUCUUGGAGAGUCUACUGCACUCCCGUACUUUCUCAAACAGCUCAAGGUGCAAAUGCUGAACGACCCGACAGGCCGCCAGAUUCUCAAGGAACGUCCAUACAUCACCUCCGAGUCCUUAGAUCUGGUGAAACUCAAGCAGUAUCCAGAAAAUACACUGGCAAGAGCCUACGUCGACUGGCUUGAGAAGGAAGGGGUGUCCCCAGAUACCAGAGAACCUGUCCGAUUUAUCGAUGACGAAGAACUAGCAUUUAUUUUCCAGAGGUAUCGCCAAUGUCACGACUUCUACCACGCCAUUACGGGACUGCCUAUCGUCAGAGAAGGAGAGAUUGCACUCAAGUUGUUCGAAUUCCUGAACCUCAAGAUCCCAUUCGCAGGAUUGGGCGCGCUCUUCGCUCCGAUUCCAAUCAAACAGGCCCAACGGAGCCGCCUGUUCAACAUCUACUACCCCUGGGCCUUGAAAAACAGCUUCACGUGUAAACCUCUGAUCAACGUCUACUGGGAAAAGAUUCUGGACCGCGAUGUGGACCAGCUUAGACACGAGCUCGGCAUAGAGAAACCACCCGACAUGAGACAACUCAGAAAGGCUAAAAUCACUACGUUGUAA